Molecule: messenger RNA, 4337 nt
Organism: Sipha flava (yellow sugarcane aphid)
Lineage: Eukaryota; Metazoa; Arthropoda; Insecta; Hemiptera; Aphididae
Gene: SREBP
Product: sterol regulatory element-binding protein 2
Exons: 16
Coding region: 1204-4203 (999 amino acids)
Biological process (GO): regulation of transcription by RNA polymerase II
Cellular component (GO): nucleus
Molecular function (GO): protein dimerization activity; DNA-binding transcription factor activity, RNA polymerase II-specific; RNA polymerase II cis-regulatory region sequence-specific DNA binding
Source: RefSeq, a predicted model, not a curated record
ACUAAUGUUAAAGAUGUAUAUAAAAAAUAAUUUUGUAGGGCCCAACAUUUUAAUCACCUAGGGACCCAUGAAUGUUUAAUCCAGCUCUGGUUAUAGUGUACUGAAAUGAGGAAAACUAAUUGCUAGAUGCUUUUUAAUGAAUAGUUAGGGAAACACUUAUUUUUGAUUUUACACUUCAGGGAAGAGGGGACGCAAAAUUUUGUAGCCCCUCGAUGGAGAAAUCUUAAAUACGGCCCUGGUCUAAAUUUCAAAUACCAAUAAAUAGCAUAAACACUGUCGAAAUUUUUACUAACGAAAAUCAAUUAAUGAAGAACCUUACAAUUAAUUUUCAAGAGUUUUUUAAUUCAAAUUUCAAAUGAUUAAAAAAAAGUUGUGAUUGAAGACUUCUCAUUAAGUUCACAAUAGGUAUAGUAUGUUAAAAAAAAUGUCCAUCAGUAAUAUUCAAAAACAAUUUGAUUAUUUCGAAUAUUCAAAUAGUUAGAUUGAGGUUAUCAAAUAGUUCGGGUACUAUUGAAUAGUUCAAUUACACUAAACCACAGAUUAUAUGAAUAUUAUAUAAUCUGUGACCAAACUAUCGAAUAAUCUUAUAGUGCCCAUCACUAGUUAUAUGUAACUAAGUAAGUAAAGAUUUUUCAGCUAGAGUAGAGCAGUAGCUACAGCUGUACACCCCAACGACAUACGCAUGCACCAUCUGAUUUCGCUAUCAUAUGCGUUUUCCAUAGUUGUUGUUUUCGAUGUUUACAUAUAUUUAUCGUGAACAAUAUCAAAGUGGUACGAUGAUUUACUCGAAUCCGAUACGAUGAAUUUGAGUUUUAUUUUAAUGGGUACUUUUAUUUCAUUGAUAUUCGUACACUAAUUGUUGUUUCAAAGUUAUUAAGCUACUACUACUUUCAAAGGCUUUAACGCUUCAUAAAAACAGAUGUUUAUGCUCUUGAAACUAUCCGUUCAUUUAAUCGUGUAACAAACCUGUAGUGUCAGUACUUAACGACGUGUAAACGUGCUAUUCAAAUUCUAAUCGUCUACAACCAAUCAUGAUCAUUUGAAAGAACUCAUAACAAUGAAUCACUUCACUAUUGCACCUGUUUGUAUUUAAUCACAAAAAAACAUGUAAAAGGGAUUAGAGUGAGAUGACAUAUAAAAUUUAAAUUUUUUUUGAAUAGUUUGAGUUUUUUUAAACAUCAUACAUUUUUUUAUUUAACAACUAUGGAUUCUUUAGACAUGUCGGAAGAUUUAGAUUUUGCUGGUUUUGAUGACUUGUUAAACAAAUAUGAUAUUCAAAUGCCAGAAGUCAACACUAACAUGUUCAUUGAUGAUAAUUUACUAUCUGAAUUUGAUGAUUUACAACCAAUUGAUGUAUCUAAAAUUGAACCAGAUAUUCAGAUAUCUCCAAUAAAAGUUGAGAUUCCACAAAUUGAUAAUAAUCCUGUAGUUCCACCCACUACUUUAAAGAAGCAAGAGGUUAAGCUUUGCCCUAAAUCAUUUAAUGUUAUUAAACCCAAUCGUAAACUUGUUGAAAAACCAAUUCAACCUAAUUAUGUUAUUGAACAAAACGUUGACCAAAAAUUAAGAUAUAUACAAAAACCUGGUAUGCAUACUAUUCUUCCAGUUCAAAAUGUUAGACGCAUAAAUUUACCUGAUGAUCAAAUGGAACAAGUUAUUUUUAAUUCCCAACUAAACACAUCACCUACUGUUUUAUAUACAUCAACAAAUGGUCAGCCAAUUAUACUAAAUAAUGCUGCUUUUGUUACAUCAAGCAUACCUGUUAUGAUUGAUUCAGAUAUGUCAAUGAACUAUAAUAUUAAUAUAAAAUCACCAAAAGAUGAAAAACCACGAAAUUCUCAUAAUGUUAUUGAAAGACGGUAUCGUACAAGCAUAAAUGACAAAAUUUUGGAACUAAAAGAUAUGAUUCUUGGACCUGAAGCUAAACUCAACAAAUCAGCUAUACUUAAAAAAGCUAUAGAUUAUAUAAAGUACUUGGAAAUGGCUAAUGAAAAAUUAAAAGCCGAAAAUAAAAUGCUAAAACAAAAUGUUUCAAAAAAACAUUUCAUCCUAAGUCCUUCUCCUUCUCACGAAGAAUACAAUACACCUGCUCCACUUACACCUCCUCAAUCAUAUAGUUCUUUUUCUUCACCGGAAGGUGUUUCAUCUCCACCUACAUCACCUGAAAUCUUGACGAGCACACAUACUAUUUUGAGCAAAAAAUCUGGAAAUAAAGGAAUGGCUGAUCAUUCAAGAUUAGGAUUAUGCAUUUUCAUGAUUGCAGUUAUUGCCUUUAAUCCAUUUGGAAAUAUAUUGAAUAACAAUGUAUCAUCUUCUCAAUCUUCUUGGACAGAGAAAGUUGAUGGUAGAACUAUUUUAAAUGCAAAAACAGAUUCUGUUAUGGAUACUGACACAUAUCAAACAUAUGCAUUUACUUUAUCGGUUUGGGCAUUAAAUAUUCUUCUAAUGAUCAUUAGUUUAACCUGCCUUCUUAUUGAUGAUCCAAUAAUAUACUCAGAUUCUGAAAAUUAUAAAGAUUAUAUUCAACUGAAAAAACAAGCUGAAGAAAAUUUGUAUAAGGGGAAUAAAAAACUUGCUGUUCUUGAGUUUUCUAAGUGUUUAGAAAUGUUAGGUCGGCCAAUUUUGACAAGUCGUAAAAAAAUAUGGACUUCAUUAAUUUGGCAAAUUAUCAGACAAUUUUUACAUCAAUUCAAAAUCAUUAUACUUUUAAAGAAGUGGAAUAAUUCAAUUUUUUAUAAUGAGACCAAAAAGCAUAACACUUUAAAUACAGCUAAACAGCUUAGUGAAAUAUACCAUGUUCUUCACAAAUUGUAUUUGAUAAGUGGAUCUGAUUGUCCAAUACCUAAUACUCAUAGGGGCAUUGGUUUAUACUUAGGACUUAGUGCACUUAAUAUGGCUGAAGCAGCUGGGCAACAAAUUAUUUCAAUUGAAACUCGUGUGCGCCUUUAUUCAACUAUGGCUCUUCAUUUCAAAACUGUAUCAUUUAAAGGUGUUGGAUUUUAUACAAAGUAUUACCUACAUAAAGCACAAAAUCAAGUGGUUAACUUUAAUAGAUUACCAGCCAAUUUGAAUUGGCUUACAACUGAUCAUGGGUUUCGAUUUUUUAUUGAUCAUAACUGGACUUUUACUCCAUUCACAGCUACAUCAUCUUUUACAACACUUUUAGACUCUAAUGACCCUUUAUCACAUGUUACCAGGCUUUUCAGAGAAUAUACCUUAGAAAAAGCUUUACAAACGUUGAUAUCACCUGGGACAAAAAAAAUUGUUCAAACAGUUGGUCAUGCCAAACAACCAACAGUAACUUCAGAUGUACUACUGUAUAUACAACGCAUCGUAGAAUCUAAUUUAAUUACAGCAAAACCUAGAUUAAUUGGAAGUUCUGAAGUAAAUGUGGUAGAAGACGAAAAAGUUGCAUGGUGGGGUGCAAUGUUUGCUGUUGGAGCUUAUUGGAUUUUAGGUGAAGAUUACGGUAUAGAUUUACUUGAUAAAAAGAUCUCAAAUGUUCCACCAAGUUUACUAGUAGACCCAUUGGCACAAGCUGCAUUGGCUGCUUACAAAUGUCGAAAUAAAAUCCUAAUGAUGAAACCAAGAAUUUUAGAACACCAUUGUCACGAAGCUAGCAAAAUACUAUCAGAAACUUUAAUCCUAUUACAAACCAAUAAACCCUCUGCAGUUGUUAUAAUGACGUUAUUAUUGGCUUGCGACUGGUUAUUGGAGACUAGAAUGUUAUCAUGGCAAGAAGAAUAUAAGAAAAUGCCGGCAGGCUAUAUCAAUUUGGAAUUCUCCAAUUUGAAAAGUUUCCAAGAAGAUUUAAAUUCUUUACGAAAAAUUGCACAAUUUGUACCUUUUGCGACGGCUAAAGUAUUCUUGUAUGAAGCAACUGCUCGGUUGAUGGCAGGAGCUUCACCAACAAAAACCCAACAACUAUUAGAUCGUAGUUUAAGACAUAGAUCAACAAGACAUUUUGUUAUUUGUACUAAAGGUAAAGGUGAACAAAGUACAGUAGGUCUAAGGGAACAUGCAACCGCAUUAUUUCUGGCAUGCAAACAUUUGCCCACGUCACUUCUAUCACCACCUGGAAUUAGAGCUGGUAUGUUAGCCGAGGCAGCCCAAACAUUAGAAAAAAUCGGUGAUCGUAAAAAUCUAAUGCAAUGUUACAAAUUAUUAAAAUCCAUUACAACUAAUUCAUCCGUCUCAGAUUGAUAUUUUAUAACUGAAAAUGUUUUAAGUAAUUUUUAUUUUAUUACAAUUUUGUAGUUACCAUGUUACCUAAUGAAAAUGACCUGAUCAUUUUUUAUUUGUUGAAUAAAGAAUUAAACCUAAAAACAAAUCUAAAA